Molecule: messenger RNA, 1746 nt
Organism: Apis dorsata (giant honeybee)
Lineage: Eukaryota; Metazoa; Arthropoda; Insecta; Hymenoptera; Apidae
Gene: eIF1A
Product: eukaryotic translation initiation factor 1A, X-chromosomal
Exons: 5
Coding region: 317-760 (147 amino acids)
Biological process (GO): translational initiation
Cellular component (GO): cytoplasm
Molecular function (GO): RNA binding; translation initiation factor activity
Source: RefSeq, a predicted model, not a curated record
UUGUUCUUGCCGCGUGACCAUAACGAAGUAUAAAUUAGUCAAUGAAAUAUCUAAAUUUUAAUGAACUUCGGAUUUCAUGUCAUAAUCAAAAUAUUAUAAAAAUUUUGAAAGUAAUUUUUGUAAUAAAAAAUUUAUUCAUUUAAAUUAUAAAUGAAAAAAAUUGUUUUGAGUUUCAUAUAUUUGACAUUUUUGAGUAGUCCAUGUCUUUCCCAUGAGGUGUUUAGUGGUGCAAAACCAGAACAUUGAGUAUCUUGAUCUUUCUUAUUGUUUAAAUUUAUUAUAUAUUUACUGAAUAAGCACUUUUUAUUAAAUCAACAUGCCGAAAAAUAAAGGAAAAGGAGGUAAAAAUAGGAGAAGGGGAAAAAACGAAAAUGAAACUGAAAAAAGAGAAUUAGUUUUUAAAGAAGAUGGACAAGAAUAUGCACAAGUCACAAAAAUGCUUGGUAAUGGAAGGUUAGAAGCAAUGUGCUUUGAUGGUGUGAAAAGAUUGUGUCACAUUCGUGGAAAAUUACGGAAAAAAGUAUGGAUUAAUCAAGGAGAUAUAAUAUUAAUUGGUUUGCGAGAUUAUCAGGAUGCAAAAGCAGAUGUCAUAUUAAAAUAUACAUCAGAUGAAGCUCGUAAUUUGAAAACAUACGGUGAAUUCCCAGAAACUGUUCGCAUUAAUGAUACUGUCACCUUUGUGGAAGAUGGUUUUGAUGAAGAUAUUGAAUUUGGUGAUGAAAUUAGUGAUGAUGAUGAAGAUGAUGUUGACAAUAUCUGAUGAUCUUCAGUAUAAAUAUACUUUAAAGAUAUGGUACAAGAAUGCAUGAAGACAUCUAUUUGUUUUACAAGAUAUUAUCAUUUGUUGUGUAAUUAAGAUAUUGAAAUUUUUUGAAAUAAGUAGUCAAUUUUCUGUAUCUAUAAAUAAAUUUUCACUUGUCUGUGUAAUAUUGUGUUACAAUUUAAAAUUAGAUCCUGAAUUUUCAGGAUCUGUAAUUGUCAUUAGAUUUAUGGUAUUCACUAUAAAAAGCCUGUCUUUUAAUUUCAUAUGACUUCGAAAUUUCAUUUUGAAUGGAUAUUUGAUUAUAAUUGUUUUUUUUAAAUUAAUUUAAAUUUAAAGAUCUGUAUUAAAAUUCAAUAUAAGAAUAAUUACGUUAUCUAGCUAAAUUGAAUUAAAUAAUUAUGUAUUUAUGUAUAAUAUCAAUAUAUUUUUCUGAUAGCAAAUUUUUUUUAUAAUUUUUUCUUUAAUAAGUGACAAUUAAAUAUAUGUACUGUUAUUACAAUUUUGAACAGGGAAAAUAGUGAACACCAUAUAUCAUUGCAAUUCUAUAUGUGUCAAAGCAUUUCAUUGACUCCAUCUGUUAUAUAGAUACAUAACUUCUGAAGAAGAUUGUUUAUGUAAUUAUGUUUAAAAAUACUUGGAUGUAAUUUUAAGAUCGAAAUCAUUGUGAAUGAUAAAAGCAAUAUAUAACUAUUAAUAUUAAUACAAAAUUUUACUGAAAAAUAUUUGUUAAAAACAAAACAGUAAAUCUUAACAGUAACAGAUGAAUUGCUUUCUAAGAGUUAUAUUUAUUUUAAAAAAAUAUUAUUUGUUAUGUAUCAGAUUACUUAUAAAUAUUAUUAUUUCAUUCUUCUAUACUUUGUAUUAAAAAAAUUGUCAGAACAUUCAAAUCGUGUUAACUGCUGUAUAAAAUAUUAAUUCCACAAAUAUGUAAAUGAAAUUAAUGUCAACUGUUAACAACGAAUAAAAAUAUAUAAAAUAAUAAA